Molecule: messenger RNA, 3364 nt
Organism: Hypomesus transpacificus
Lineage: Eukaryota; Metazoa; Chordata; Actinopteri; Osmeriformes; Osmeridae
Product: transcriptional enhancer factor TEF-5-like
Exons: 13
Coding region: 242-1384 (380 amino acids)
Biological process (GO): hippo signaling; embryonic organ development; regulation of transcription by RNA polymerase II
Cellular component (GO): transcription regulator complex
Molecular function (GO): DNA-binding transcription factor activity, RNA polymerase II-specific; RNA polymerase II cis-regulatory region sequence-specific DNA binding
Source: RefSeq, a predicted model, not a curated record
GUGUGUCGUAGGCGGAGCCGUCACCAUUGCGUCGGAGUGGAGUUGCCGUGGCAGCCCUGAGGGGGGGCAGGAGGAUGGAGGGGAUGGAGAGGAGGAAGGGCUGGGGGAGGGUGGGGAGCGGGGCCUGGAUGGGGACCCAGAGGGGGUGUGGAGCCCAGACAUCGAGCAGAGCUUUCACGAGGCACUGGCCAUUUACCCACCCUGCGGCAGGAGGAAGAUUAUCUUGUCUGAUGAAGGCAAGAUGUAUGGGCGCAAUGAGCUGAUAGCGCGCUACAUCAAGCUGCGCACUGGGAAGACCCGCACACGCAAACAGGUAUCUAGUCACAUUCAGGUGUUGGCGCGUAAAAGGGUACGAGAAUACCAGACAGGCAUCAAGGUCUCUAGUCACCUGCAGGUCUUGGCGAGGAGAAAGUCACGUGAGAUUCAGUCUAAGCUGAAGGCCAUGAACUUGGACCAGGUGUCAAAGGACAAGGCGUUGCAGAGCGUGGCUAACCUCUCGUCGGCUCAGAUCGUUUCUGCCAGCGUGAUGAAGCCCCAGCCCCCCUACCCCCCGCCUGUCAGGUUUUGGCCUGGCAUCCCUGGACAACCUGGACAUUCUCAGGACAUCAAGCCUUUUGCACAGCCCCCAUACACCACCCUCCCAGCCCCGGUCCCUGCGCCUAUUAGUUACGAGCCACUGCCUGCUCCUCGGGCCCCUGCUACCAUAGCAACACCAGUGUGGCAGGACCGGACCAUCACUUCUGACAAGCUCCGACUGCUAGAGUACUCUGCUUUUAUGGAGAGCCAGAGAGACGCGGACACGUUCAGUAAGCACCUGUUUGUCCACAUCGGUCAGUGCAGCCCGGGCUACAGUGACCCGGUGCUAGAGUCGGUGGACGUGAGGCAGAUCUACGACAAGUUUCCUGAGAAGAAAGGGGGUCUAAAGGAGCUGUAUGAGAAGGGACCACACAGCGCCUUCUUCCUCGUCAAGUUCUGGGCGGACCUAAGCAGUGACCUGGAGGAGGGACCUGGGGCCUUCUAUGGCGUUAGCAGCCAGUACAGCGGCACAGAAAACAUCACCAUCAGCGUCUCCACCAAGGUCUGCUCCUUUGGCAAGCAGGUGGUGGAGAAGGUGGAGACAGAGUAUGCCCGAAUGGAGGGAGGGAAGUGUGUCUUUAGGAUCCAUCGCUCACCCAUGUGUGAAUACAUGGUCAACUUCAUCCACAAGCUCAAACUCCUGCCAGAGAAGUACAUGAUGAACAGCGUCCUGGAGAACUUCACCAUCCUACAGGUGGUGUCUAACAGGGAAACUCAGGAGACUCUGCUGUGUAUUGCCUUUGUGUUCGAGGUCUCCACCAGUGAACACGGAGCUCAAUACCACGUUUACCGCCUCGUCAAGGACUAACACACUACAGCCCCCUUCCUGUACAGACUACUACACACCCCCCUCUACAGACUGUUCUGAACACGGGCACGCAAAUACAAACCACAGACGUUCCCUCCAUAACUUACACAUGUACAGACACACUCCCACACACGGUCUCAUAGUGCACCAAUCUACCAAUCAAACCAAAAGCAGACGAGGAGAUACUCACAGAGCCUCUGAACAGACAACACAUGUAAUAUCAAGCCUCUAUAGUUGGUCAGUCUUUGACUUUAUAACACAUAGGAAACAGAUGAUAGCUGAUGACUCCCCCCAGGAAAAACAGUGUCUUUGGCUUUCAUCCGUCUCCACCACAGGUUCUGCUGUAGGCAAUGGGAGUUCUGCAGGUGUGUUGGCUGUAAGGGGGUUGGGGUCAGAAGAGAUGAGUCAAAUGUUCAUAGGUCGCACACUAUUCGAUUUUUGACCGCACUCCAAUACCUCCUCAAUACGUGUCAUUGUAAAAUGCUCUCAUAGAUCGGUAGAUUUUUUGCAGAUUUUUUAGCAGGAAACAUGCGCCUCACCUUUUUAAAAACGCAUCUCAGUUCUGAGAGUCUGAAUUCUUAGGUGAGGGGCAAAUGGUAACAGCCCUCUAAACCCCCCCCUUCCCUCCCACACUACACGUCCCAGUCAUACGCAAUUGUUAUACACUAACCCCUCCCUAGUGACCAUAAGAGAUUGUGAAUAACACUCGAAUCGUCUUUUAUUUUGAUUUUUGCACGUUACAUUUUUUUUUUUUCUCUUCACACUAAAAUAUCAUUUUUUUGUUUAAAUAAAAGGAUUGACACUAUUAUUGUUCAGUUUUAAACAAGUUUGUCAGGCCUGAAUUUGUGAGCUGGUUGGUAAUGGACAAGGGCUUCCUGCAGUAUUUCUACCUCCAGGGGCAUGUGGUGACAUUAAGGUGUGUAUGGUUCUAUAAGCCUUAACCCAGCAGCACUGAUGUAUAGGAUGUAAACUUUGUGAGCUGAUACUCGAGACAUGGUACUGUCUAAUAUCAGACCUGGGUCACUUUUUUAUGAUGACAUUUUUAUGUGUAAAGCAUAAACCUCAUUUCUGUGUGUAUUGUGUGUGUGUUUUCAUAGCGGUACAGCCAAAAGGGGUAAAUUCAUGUGCUAUUUUUCUUUUCUAUGUGUGAGAUUUUCAAAUCAACAAGGUACAAUCCCCCCUCCCCCUUCUUGACAUUGGCUGUACUGAUACAGAUUUUUCUUGGCAACACUAAGGAUCUUUGGUAUAUCAGCUAUUUGUAUAUGUCUUCUUUUGUUCUGAUGAUAAGAAUUGGGAUUUCUGUCUACCACCAGCCCGUUUUUAUUUUGUUUUUGCCAAUUUUAUGAGGAUGGCACCACUUCUAUGUAUCUGUGACUGUGUUGACAAUGACUGACUUGGUGAUGCAUACUGUAAAUCUAUUUGGAAAUUUUCCAGGACACAGACUGAGCUUUGGUAGAAAUGUUGGUGCUCCUCAAUUGAUAGAGCUUCCUGGCCCCAGACUAAACUAAAUACGUGCUAUUGACAGUGGUUUUAACUGUUUUGGAGGGGGAAGGGUUAGAAUAGAAGUUUCCUCAACUACAGAGAGAUCAUAAGUGGAUGGACCCAAGUAGUAAUUCAGAAUGGAUCUUGGUUCAAUUGGAACUGUUGGACUAGCCUUAACUUAACCAGACGUGACUAAAAUAUUUUUUUACAAAUACUUGUUUUAUGGUUAAACUCACUUAAACAUAUCUAAAGUACAUGUUAAACUAUAUAUAUUUGUAUCGAGGUCUGAUUACCUGACCAUUUGUUUUGCUUGCCUGGUCUCUCCUCCAGUCAAAUCUGCUCUGUGUGUCUGAUUACCUGACCAUUUGUUUUGCUUGCCUGGUCUCUCCUCCAGUCAAAUCUGCUCUGUGUGACGCCUAUACUGUUACACUGUCCAUCACUUCUCUACCAAUAAAAAUCACAAGGUGCCUCCUGAGCCAGUCUGCCUUUGGAAAAUAA